UAUUCUUUAAUUUGGAAACACAUGCAUCGUGGUUUUAGUAUUCAAAGCAAUUGAAUUGAGGUGUGAAUAAGGCCAAUAAAACAGCACUUGUAUGGUCAGUAAAAUAUAGGAAGAAGAAGACUAUGAUUCUGAGAAUAUACGCCCAACUUGCCCCACUGCAUUCCUGCUACUGACAGAGCCAUGUCUUCCCUCAGCCGAUUUCUGCUACUCCUCCUCACCGCUGUCGCCGCCGCAGCGGACCGGCCGACGGUGUACGAGGCAAUCGGAUCGUACGGACUUCCGCAAGGCCUUCUGCCGGAGGGGGUGACGAACUACAAGCUCGACGUAGCCACCGGAAAAUUCUCCGUUUACUUGGACAAGACGUGCAGCUUCACCAUCCAGGGCUACGACCUCAAGUACAAGACCACCGUCACCGGCACGAUCUCGAGGAACAGGAUCAGGAAUCUGACCGGAAUCCAGGUCAAAAUUCUAUUUCUGUGGGUGAAUAUCGUGGAGGUCACCAAGGACGGCGGCAAUCUCGAGUUAUCCGUCGGGAUCGCGUCCGCCGGUUUUCCGGCCGGCGAUUUCGAGGAGAGUCCACGGUGCGGCUGCGGGUUUAAAUGCGCGAAUUCCGGUAGAAGCGGCGGCGGAUUCAGCCUCGAAAAGCUUUUACCUCUCGUCCAAGUCUGAUCGCGAUAUGCAGGUUUUUAUUGGAAAAAUAUCCUCAUGAUUCGACUUUGAUGGGCAAGGAAUGGUGUUUUCACAUCAAUUCCCCGUCAUGUUUCAGUCUCGUAUUUCAUUUUGUUGAUUCAUAGCACUUGUUAAUUGAUGGCUUAUGCAUUUAGAAAGUGAAAUACGACAUUGGAGCAUGUAAAUGGGAUCAAAAGUCCAAAUUGUUGCCUCUCCAGACACUUUUUAAUGAAAUGGUGUUUGGAUCUGGUCCAGUCAAAAAAUUGAUUUUCUAUUUCCCCCUCUUCAUUCUAUUGCCGAAUCAUACAAACUUUCUCAUAGGAGUAGUAAAUAUUAUUUUUAUCAUCAUCAUACUAUUAUUUGCAUGUACGAACAAUUGUAAUAUUUUGUAUUUGUUUUUUUUCCUCUUUA
Molecule: messenger RNA, 1080 nt
Organism: Salvia miltiorrhiza (redroot sage)
Lineage: Eukaryota; Viridiplantae; Streptophyta; Magnoliopsida; Lamiales; Lamiaceae
Exons: 3
Coding region: 181-669 (162 amino acids)
Source: RefSeq, a predicted model, not a curated record